Trichoplusia ni (cabbage looper) is the source of this 5127-nucleotide messenger RNA. It is a transcript of the gene CaMKII, whose product is annotated as calcium/calmodulin-dependent protein kinase type II alpha chain. The transcript has 2 exons. The record is from RefSeq and is a predicted model, not a curated record. The coding region runs from base 275 to 1807 and encodes 510 amino acids. Gene Ontology annotation, cellular component: neuron projection; cytoplasm. Gene Ontology annotation, molecular function: calcium/calmodulin-dependent protein kinase activity; calmodulin binding; ATP binding. Lineage: Eukaryota; Metazoa; Arthropoda; Insecta; Lepidoptera; Noctuidae. Gene Ontology annotation, biological process: protein phosphorylation.
CGUGUUUGUGUCAGUGAUUUCAUUUCAUAAUUCAUAGAUUAACAUCACGGGUCUUAGUUUGAAGAAGAAUACAACAACGUAAACUUAAAAGUAAAAAGUGAAAAAUGUUUCCGAUGCAACUAUGAGGUCUACAAUUUCUACGUAACUCGGAUUUUAAGUCCUAUACGGAAACACGACGUAUCUACAUUUACAUCUGGAUAUUGAAGAUACGUGCCUAAAACUUGCGCAGUAAGUUUAUAUUAACUCCUGGUGUAGUAAGUAUACUGUGCUAAAAAUGGCCAAUCCAAACCGUGAAAGUGUCAGCACCAGAUUCUCCGAUAAUUAUGAUUUAAAAGAAGAAUUGGGUAAAGGAGCGUUCUCCAUUGUGCGACGAGCAGUACAAAAGUCGACUGGUUUUGAGUUUGCGGCAAAAAUAAUCAACACUAAAAAACUUUCGGCUAGAGACUUCCAGAAGUUGGAAAGGGAGGCGCGAAUUUGCCGAAAACUUCAACACCCUAACAUUGUAAGACUUCAUGAUUCUAUUCAAGAGGAGCAUUUUCACUACCUUGUCUUCGACCUAGUAACAGGCGGGGAACUGUUUGAAGAUAUAGUUGCCAGAGAAUUUUACUCUGAGGCUGAUGCUUCUCACUGUAUACAACAAAUUCUUGAAUCUGUUCACCAUUGCCACCAUAACGGAGUAGUGCAUAGAGACUUAAAGCCUGAAAAUCUUUUACUAGCCAGCAAAGCUAAAGGCGCUGCUGUUAAAUUGGCCGAUUUUGGAUUGGCUAUUGAAGUGCAAGGCGACCAACAGGCGUGGUUUGGUUUUGCUGGUACUCCAGGCUAUUUAUCACCUGAAGUACUUAAAAAAGAGCCAUAUGGGAAACCAGUUGAUAUCUGGGCCUGCGGCGUGAUUUUAUACAUUCUGCUUGUGGGCUAUCCUCCAUUUUGGGAUGAAGAUCAGCACCGACUGUAUGGACAAAUUAAGGCUGGUGCGUACGAUUAUCCUUCUCCAGAAUGGGAUACAGUGACACCCGAAGCAAAGAGCUUGAUUAACCAGAUGUUAACUGUUAAUCCUAGCAAGAGGAUAACGGCAUCUGAAGCUUUGAAGCACCCAUGGAUCUGCCACCGAGAACGUGUUGCAUCUGUUAUGCACAGGCAAGAAACUGUGGACUGCUUGAAGAAAUUCAACGCACGCCGCAAACUCAAAGGUGCCAUUCUGACUACCAUGCUGGCGACACGCAACUUCUCCGGGAAAUCUAUGGUAAACAAGAAAGGAGAUGGAUCGCAAGUCAAGGAAUCGACCGACAGCAGUACAACACUGGAAGAUGAUGACUUGGACAAAGAUAAGAAGGGUGUAGAUAGAGCGUGUACAGUUAUUUCCAAAGAACAUGAUGAAGAAGCUUUGACAAAAGCGGAUUCGUUUGGAAAAGCUCGUGGCGAUAGCAACGCUUCGUUGCGUCGGGCGGAAGUAAUCAAAGUUACUGAAGUACUCAUAGAUGCAAUUAAUAAUGGUGAUUACGAUACCUAUUCCAAACUAUGCGACCCGAACGUGACAGCGUUCGAUCCUGAUGCUCUAGGAAACCUAGUCGAAGGCGUUGAAUUUCAUAAGUUCUUCAUUGAUAAUACGCCCACUCAUGUGAAAACGAAUACUACGAUUCUAAAUCCCAGAGUACAUCUGCUCGGAGAUGAUGUAGCUAUCAUUGCUUACGUAUGCGUAACGCAAAGUGUGGACGCUGAAGGCCGACGAGCUACACAGCAGUCACAAGAGACACGUAUAUGGCACAAACGCCACAACAAGUGGACAGCAAUACAUUUCCAUCGCUCCUAACUAGUCCCUUCGAAAAUCUUCUAUACGCCAGAGGAUAAUGGUCUCGCAAUCCAGAUUAUCACUAAAGGUAAUUCCGUUGCAUAAAUUAUAACAAUCAAAGUAUUGAAUGAGAUCACGUUAUGUAUCCUCUUUGUCGUAUAAUAUGAAAUUUACUAUCCAAUUCUGCUAUAAAACUUACACGAAUUUUAUUAGAAUUCUUUGUAAUCCCAAAAAAUUAAGUUAAUUACUUAUAGGUAAAUGUUAUUGACAUCAGUGUAAGCGAUUCGGAAGAUAAUUCUUAUCCGUUAAAGUCACUUUAUAAAAAUUCUAUAAAAUUUACGAUGUGGCUAAAAUGUGAUACCGUUAAAUUCAAUGCUUUGUGCUAGUUAUAGUAGUGUACAAAAAUUCUGAUCUCUGACAAAAUCGAAGAUAUGUCAACGAAUAUCGAGCAAAAUGUUGUUAAUCAACAAUCUAAAUGAAAUCUCAACAAAACAACAGAUCUGAUACUAAUGAAUCUAUAUUAUAAGUAAAUCAGCAAAAAUUUUCAAGAUUUAGAAUUAUUAGCACAUUUCUCAGUAAGUCUCUCUACAUUUUUAACUAUGAAUGUUUUGUCGUGCUUAAAAAUGGUGUUCUAUUUGUUAUCAAAUACCUAGUUAAUAAGAUUUAAGUAACUAAUAAAUAAUGCAGUUAUUGGCACUAUGCACUUAGAAAUAUCUAAAAAGUGAGGACAAGUAGUGUUAAAUUAAUCUUUCAUCUCUUUGUAGAAAAACAUGUUGCUUUACUGUUUUUUAAACUAAUUAAAACCUACUUAUGUAUUAGCUAGUGCAGAAUCGAUGUACCUACAUAUUAUAUUUUAAGUGGAUUAUAUCAAUUUCGUCAAUUUUAGAUUUUAAUAUUAAACAUUAUUCUGACAUUAUUCUGCUUUGGCAUUCACCACUAGUCUUCAGCAUUAGUGAAAUAGAAUAUGAUUUUAUUUCGAAUUGAUUGUUUGCCGUACGUAUUAGUUCUGUACCUGAUUGACAAAACAUUUUUUAUUUGAAAUAGCUUAGAAUUUUUAAGUGAUAACUGUGCAAGAGAAUGGUCUGUUUGUUGGUAUUUGUAUUAACUAAGAGGAGCUUUGUCACCAGUGAUAUUAAUGUAAUGAAUGUAAAGUGUUUUUUGCACAGUUUCACUUAUGAAACGAGCUUUAACUAUUGGAUCUAUUACUGUAAGUCACCCGUAAAUUCAGUAUUUCCUAUAAUAUACCUAGAUAUAAAUGACAUUUAUCCAUGUUUUUUACAAUUUUAUAAUAUAUUUUAGUAUAGUUAGCAAAACUUAAUUUAUAAACGUCAAGUGGGUUGGAAUUGUAAUAUUAAGAAAAAUAUCUACACAGGAUAAGUGAUCAAGCUAUCAUGUUGAUAUUUUCACUGUAUACAGAGUACAUAGUUGUGCCAUUAUCAUUGAAAUUAGUGCCAAUAACUGUAAUAACUAAAAUGUAUUCUAGUCUUUAUUGUUACCUACGCAUAUUUAGUAAAUAAUCAACGUUUUAAAAUUAAUUUUGAACAUAUAUAUUAUAUACAUUACAUACAUAGGUACAUAAACUUACAUUGUGUACAUAGAUAUUGAUUUGCACAUUGCAUGUUUCAAAGUGUCGUCUUUGUCAUUAGCUAAGUAAAAUAUUUUCUUUGAAAGUAUUUAAUGAGGGUUUGUUAUCUAGAUCAUGUUAAAUUUAUUUGAUAAUUUACUUCUACGUAAAUAGUGGUAAAAAUCUCCAGUAUGUACUGUUAUAAGACUAGAACUCGCUCACGGAGCUUGGUGGACCCCAGAAGGCAUAAAUAGAUAUAGAAAGAACAGUUGUGCCGAUCCAACGUUGGAAAUACACACACAUAGGCAUAACACAGCUCGUUAGUUUUUUAAGCUCGGUUUGUAAACAUCACACGGUAUUUUACUAUGUUACUUUAAGAUUUUUUUUUAAUAAUUAUAUUUUUAUGUUUUGUAGUAGCCUAACAGCUAACAUAUUAUAGAAAAUCACAUUGUUUUCUUAUUUAUUGAGUACCUACAGCUGAAAGUUUGCAGUGGGAUAUAGUAAACUUAAUUCCAAAUAAGACCUUUGGGUAUCCAAAUUAUUACCAAAUAAACUUUUAAAGUAUUAAUAUUAAUAAAUCAGACACCAAUAUAAACUGUAUUAAAUUAUUUUAUUAAAUAGAAUAAUAUGUUACAUUUCAAUGAAAUACGAUAUUUACUAUUAAACUGUUAAAUUGUUGUCAGAAUUUAAUCAAGGUGGAAAUAGGAUGUAAAAUACCUAAUGCAGUAUGAGAUGCACAAAUCAUGGUUAUCUUCCAGUAUAUUUCACAAAUCUCUUGAGGACAAGAAUAUUUUAAGUAUUUAUGUAUAUGUUUAGUCUUCCCUGGACAGUGCUCCAAUAAGACACCAACUUAGAGGGAUACCUAUUCCCAGCUACUAUCAGCUUAAAUUUAAUAGUUUAUCUAUUUCGAAAAUUAAUCUGCUCUCCGCAAAUUGUUAUAAUGCACAUUUACCUGUUUGCAUGCAUUUAUCUCACUGGCUUUUACAUUUAGGGGGGCUUUUAAAAUGACAUUAACUUUUUCCAUUGGCGGCUUUUUAUUAUUACAUUUACAAUACUUAUACAUAAUAUAUAUCAUAAUAAUAUAAUAAUAAUAAAUUAUUUACAUUAAAGAUGUACUUAAAAUUGAUGAUCCAUGUGACCAUUUGUUACAAUAAAGAAGAGUAGGUACUUUCCAGCAUAAUAACCGAAGCUUGUUUCAAAUUGGUUUCAUGUUAAUAAAAGUAAGAACAUACUAUGGGUGCAUUGCAAUAUGGGUACAUUUUUUAAUAUACUAGAUAUAAAUCGUUUUUGUGUCAUAAUUUUCAAUUAAUAAUUACUUGUGUAGAAAAUUUGCUGAUAAUCCUCAAUAGAAUAACAUUAUCAUCUAUUCAGCUAGAAUUGUGUUUGAUAAAUAUUUUGAAGCCAAACAUUAUAAUAUGUAGGGCUAAGUCAGCAUUGUAUUAAAAUUAUUGUUUUAAUUAAGGACAUAAACAGUGUUUUUAGUCGAAAUUCCGGAAAGUGCACCCUUGCCUAGAUGUGGUUGAGAUUAUUUUAUGUUUAUAGUUAGAUAUAUUACCAAAGUAUUUUGUAUUUUAAUGCACUACUUACGAAAUUAAUUUGGGAUUUGCUCUUUUUUAUUGUGAUGGCUAAGUUUGUGGUAGAAUAAUUUCCAAUUGUGGAAGUGUAGGUGUAUUAAUGAAUUGUCAGUAUAUUUGUAUUCAACAUAAUUUCUUGGACCUCUGCAUUGCCGAUUAUCAUGUAAAAUUCUCUAAAAUAAAGUUCUUUUGAUCUACAAUAA